Messenger RNA from Closterium sp. NIES-65, 279 nucleotides. NCBI's taxonomy places the organism in Eukaryota, Viridiplantae, Streptophyta, Zygnematophyceae, Desmidiales, Closteriaceae. The record is from the annotation of a GenBank genome assembly.
AUGCACGGACGGGCUUUGGACGGUGGCCAUCGCCGCAGUCCGGAGCAACGGAGCAAGCUGGAGCAACUUGGAGCAGCAGACGUGAAGGGAAGGCGUGGUGCAGGAGGAGCACUGGGAAAACAACGGCUGGCUGAUGGCAAGCUGUCAAGGGAAUGUGUUGUGAUUAGAUCAGCUGUCACCAGAAGCUCCUAUCCAGCACCAGCAGCACGGGCACCAGUGGUGGCAGGGAUACAUGCAGAAUCCACGUUCACUACAGUGGUUGCGGCUGCAGCAAUGUAA